Messenger RNA from Drosophila hydei, 3168 nucleotides. RefSeq names its product hypoxia up-regulated protein 1 (gene Grp170). Gene Ontology annotation, biological process: cellular response to hypoxia; negative regulation of hypoxia-induced intrinsic apoptotic signaling pathway; endoplasmic reticulum unfolded protein response. The record is from RefSeq and is a predicted model, not a curated record. The transcript has 3 exons. Gene Ontology annotation, molecular function: ATP-dependent protein folding chaperone; ATP binding. Bases 255 to 3083 code for a protein of 942 amino acids. NCBI's taxonomy places the organism in Eukaryota, Metazoa, Arthropoda, Insecta, Diptera, Drosophilidae. Gene Ontology annotation, cellular component: endoplasmic reticulum chaperone complex.
UUUCGAUUAUAUUAUUGAAGUCUGGCGUUCGCUGCCAAAUCAACACGUCAACGUUUUCUUCUUCUUCAACGUUAGCCCCUUAACACCUGAACGGCGGCUAUUUUAGCUGGGCUAGCGAGAUUUUUAUUAAUUGGCAAGCUUUUGUUGAAAUAAAACGUUAACAACGGAUCAUCAUAUUCAAUCAUUCCCGCUGCAGGCAUUGGCCGCAAACAAGAAAUAAGCAAACAUAAAAUCAAAACUGAGUCUGCAUUAAAAUGGCCAAUCAAAGAUUGAGCUCGUUAACAGCUGGUGGCCGCCUCUCGUUCUCUAUGCUGUUCGCCUGCUUGUGCAUCAUGGCAUUUCAAUUGACCGGCAACCAUGGGGCCGCUGUUAUGUCUGUUGAUCUCGGCAGCGAGUGGAUGAAAGUGGGUGUCGUAUCGCCCGGCGUGCCAAUGGAGAUCGCUUUGAAUCGCGAGUCGAAACGCAAAACGCCGGCCAUCAUCGCCUUCCGCGAUAAUACGCGCACUAUUGGCGAGGACGCACAAACGAUUGGAAUACGCGAACCCUCUGCCGCCUAUGGUUACCUAUUGGAUUUACUGGGCAAGACCAUUGAUAAUCCUAUUGUUGAUCUGUACAGAAAACGCUUUCCGUACUACACCAUCCUAGGCGACAAGGAGCGGAAUACAGUGGUCUUCAAGAAGAGCGACACCGAGGAGUUCAGCGUGGAGGAGCUGGUUGCCCAAUUGCUGGGCAAGGCCAAGGAAUACGCACAAGAAUCGACACAGCAAUCGAUCACUGAAUGUGUGCUAACCGUGCCCGGCUAUUUCGGUCAGGCGGAGCGAGAGGCUUUGCUGGUGGCAGCACAAUUGGCCAAUCUGAAGGUACUGCAACUGAUCAACGACUAUGCCGCCGUAGCGCUCAACUAUGGUGUAUUCCAUCGGGGCGAGAUCAAUGAGACGGCACAAUAUUUCCUCUUCUAUGAUAUGGGCGCUUACAAGACGUCCGCUGCGGUGGUUAGCUAUCAGUUGGUCAAGGAUAAGCAGACCAAGGAGAUCAAUCCGGUGGUACAGGUGCUGGGCGUUGGCUAUGAUCGAACGCUGGGCGGUCUGGAGAUACAGCUGCGCCUACGCGACUAUCUGGCCAUGGAGUUCAAUGCCCUCAAGAAGACCAAAACGGAUGUCACGAAGAGUCCACGGGCGCUGGCCAAACUGUUCAAGGAAGCGGGACGUUUGAAGAACGUGUUGUCGGCCAACAACGAUCAUUACGCUCAAAUUGAGAAUCUGCUGGAGGAUCAUGACUUUAAGCUACAGGUGUCCAGAGAGAAACUGGAGGAGCUAUGCGCUGAUCUGUGGCCACGCACCACUAAACCAUUGGAAGAUGCUUUGGCCACGUCGAAUCUGUCGCUGGAUGUGAUCAAUCAGGUGAUACUCUUUGGCGGCGGCACGCGUGUGCCACGUGUCCAGGAGACAAUCAAGCAGCUGAUCAAACAGGAGCUGGGCAAAAAUCUUAAUGCUGAUGAAUCGGCCACCAUGGGCGCCGUCUACAAGGCAGCAGAUCUGUCCAGCGGCUUCAAGGUGAAGAAGUUCAUAGUUAAGGAUGCGGUGAUCUUCCCUCUUCAAGUAUCCUUUGAACGCGAUCCGGGCGAUGGUGCAGCCGUUAAGCAAGUGAAGCGCGCCCUCUUCGCUUUGAUGAAUCCCUAUCCACAGAAGAAGGUUAUCACCUUCAACAAGCACACGGAUGACUUUGAAUUCUAUGUAAACUAUGGAGACUUGGAACGCUACAGCGCGGAUGAUAUUGCUGCUAUUGGUAGCCUGAAUAUCACGCGCGUUGAACUACAGAAGGUCAAGGAGCUGCUGGAGAAAUCGAAGAAGGAUCAGGUGGACAACAAGGGCAUCAAGGCCUACUUCUACCUGGAUGAUUCUGGCAUUUUCCGCUGCACGGGCGUCGAGUACGUUUAUGAGAAGCAAAAGAUCGAGGAGGAUCUGGACGAGGACAGCACCUUGGCCAAGCUGGGCAGCACCAUCAGCAAGCUCUUCACCAAGGAGGCCGAGAAAGCAACAGUCGAUGACAGCGAGACCCCAACGCCCAAAGACCAGGAGUCUAGCGAGGAGCCAGCCGAAUCCAAGUCUGAGGAUGAGACCAAAAAGAGCGGAGAUGUCAACGAAUCAGCUCCAAAUAAAAAUGAGGAGGAGAACAAAACCGAGGCCAAGAAUGAAACCAUCAAACUGGUCACCAUCAAAACGCCCGUGGCGCACAAGACAGAGCUGAGAUUUACACUGCCUUUAAGUGGAAGCGGUUACAACGAUGCUUUGGCCAAACUGCAAGCCAUCAACAAAGUUGAGGAGGAGCGCGUGCGCUUGGAGUCCACAUUCAAUGCACUCGAAUCGCACAUCAUCGAAGUACAGCAGAAGCUGGAUGAGAAGCCUUAUGCAGACUGUGCCACGGCCGAGGAGAAGGAGCAGUUGUUAGCUGAGUGCAGUAAGCUGUCCGAGUGGCUGUACGAGGAUGAGGAGAAUCGUACGCCCGAAAUCUAUGAGGAGAAGUUGCAGCAGCUGAAGAAGCUCUCAAAUGUAUUCCUCGGCCGCCACUGGGAGCACGAGGAACGUCCCGAUGCGAUCAAGUCCUUCAAGGGCAUGCUCGAUAGCGCUGAGAAGUUCCUGGUGACGGCACGCAACCUCACCAAGGACUCAAAUCCCGAAAUGGAUGUCUUCACCCAGGUGGAGAUCGAUACGCUCGUCAAAGUGAUCACAGAGUCGAGCACCUGGCUUAAGACCGAAGUCGCCGCCCAAAAGAAGCUAAGCCGGAAUGCAGAUGUUCGUUUAACCGUGCAGGAUAUGAUGAAGAAGAUGUCCACGCUGGAUCGCGAGGUUCAGUAUAUGGCCAACAAGAUGAAGAUCUGGAAGCCCAAGGCGAAGGUCGAUAAAAAGGCUAAGGAGCCAGCAGCUAGUGAAGAGGCUGUUCAAGGCAGUGGCAGUGGCAGCGGCGACAACGGUGAGGAUGCCGCCAAGGAUAACACUGAGAAGGCAACAAAGGAACAGCAGAAGGAGGAGAAUGUGACAGCCACGCCCACUGUCGACGCAAACACGCCACACAGCGAACUCUAAAGCAAGACUGCACGAAAUGAACAGGCAAAGAGAGCAUGAGAGAGACAGAGGAAGCCAGAGAGCGAAAGAGAGAGAGAGAGAGAGA